This is a messenger RNA of Lathyrus oleraceus (garden pea), 615 nucleotides long. RefSeq lists its product as uncharacterized. Bases 25 to 360 code for a protein of 111 amino acids. The transcript is spliced from 2 exons. The record is from RefSeq and is a predicted model, not a curated record. Lineage: Eukaryota; Viridiplantae; Streptophyta; Magnoliopsida; Fabales; Fabaceae.
AACAACAUCUUCUUCUCUAUAUAUAUGCCGUCAAAGCCGCUCAAAAUUUCCGCAAUUUUCCUCUCUCUUCCUCUUCACCACAAAUUCACUUUCUCAAAACAAAAUCUCAAUAAUUUCUACAAAUUCUUGGAAAUCUCUCAUCUCUCCACCGCAACUAUGAAGAAAUCCGGCCUCUUCGCUGCCUCUGUCGCCGCCGCAUCCGCCACCGCCGUCUCCGUUUCAUCCUCCACAAACAACUCUCAUCAUCAGGACGGUACGGCUGAGAGAAGAGGCCGUGAUGAGGUUUCCUCGUCGGAGAAAUUUGCGCCGAGAUUCGAUGGUUUGCGUUUCAUAGAAACGCUUAUAACUGCUCAUAGAUAAAGAGGUUCGGGGUUUCACCUAUUUAUUCAUCGAUUCGGGUUCUGUAUUUUCUCCGUCAUCUGUUUCUUCGUCUUGUGUGGUUUAGAGAAGAAGAUUUCACUUGUUGGAAAUAUUUCUUUUAGUUUUUUUCUUCUUUAGAAUUAAUAGCAGAAACAGAGAAAAAUAUUUGUAAUGUCACAUUAUUUGGUGCUUUUCUUUUUUGUAACCCUAUUUGAUGGGUAAUGAAAAAUAGAAGUAUAAGGUUUUGGGUGAUUA